AUGGCGGGGCGCGGCGGACCCGGCCGUCGUGGGCUGCCCGGGCUGGCGGCCGGCCCGGCGGGCAUGUCGCCGGUCACCACGCUGGCGCUGGACAUGGACAACCUGGCGGGGCUGGGCAGCACCCACCCCCCCCUCCAGGCUUACCUGCUGCAGACGGUGGAGGGGAAGCACCAGGACCUGAAGUACAUUUCCCCCGAAAUGAUGGUGGCGGUGCUGACGGGGCAGUUCAGCAGCUUCAUCGAUAGCUGCGUGAUCGUGGACUGCAGGUACCCCUACGAGUACGAGGGAGGCCACAUCAAGGGCGCCAUCAACCUGCCGAUGGAGCAGGACGUGGAGGAGUUCCUGCUGAAGAAGCCCAUCGUGCCCUUCGACGCCAGCAAGAGGGUGAUCGUCAUCUUCCACUGCGAGUUCUCCUCCGAGAGGGGGCCCAGGAUGUGCCGGUUCGUUAGGGAGAAGGACCGAGCCUGUAACGAGUACCCCCACCUCCACUACCCCGAGCUCUACGUCUUGAAGGGGGGGUACCGGGAGUUCUUCCCCCAGUACCAGACGCACUGCGAGCCCCAGGACUACCGCCCCAUGCACCACAAGGACUUCAAGGAGGACCUGCGCAAGUUCCGCCUGAAGAGCCGCACCUGGGCGGGUGAACGCAGCAAGCGAGAGCUCUACAGCCGCCUCAAGAACUUCUGAUGGC
This is a messenger RNA of Gavia stellata (red-throated loon), 691 nucleotides long. RefSeq names its product cell division cycle 25B (gene CDC25B). Lineage: Eukaryota; Metazoa; Chordata; Aves; Gaviiformes; Gaviidae. The coding region runs from base 1 to 687 and encodes 228 amino acids. Gene Ontology annotation, molecular function: protein tyrosine phosphatase activity. The record is from RefSeq and is a predicted model, not a curated record. Gene Ontology annotation, cellular component: nucleus; cytoplasm. Gene Ontology annotation, biological process: G2/M transition of mitotic cell cycle; positive regulation of G2/M transition of mitotic cell cycle; protein dephosphorylation. The transcript has 6 exons.